AUGACAUCGCGAGAAGAUAGUGUCUUGGCCUCCAGAGACCCGUCUCUUACGGACGAGAACGACUGGGAAGAGUUCAGUCUGACCGAGGUCAGAGUCCUGGUUCCAGGCAAAUCACGCUAUGCAAAUCUCCUUGCAGCUUCCGAAGACAAUCCUGUCCAGGUCACUGGAACCCUGGAGGAGGUGGAAGAGGAGCAGGAAAGGCUCGUUCUCGAUCCCGACUACCUUGCCAAACGCAUUGUGCUAGAUAAUGUCACCCAUUACGCCUACGGACAACAUAAUGACGGCGAAGUUGGAUUCUGGGUGGCUGGUCGGGCGGGCUGGUUCUCCAUCUCGCCCGCGAGGGGUUAUCGGCCCAUGUUCAAUGACGUGGUGGAGGCCAUCGAUCUGUUGUAUUUCCUAGCCGAUAGGCAUCAAUCCAAGCGCCGGAAGGGGAAGAAUUGGAAUCCCAGCGUUGAAUAUCUCUGUGAGGAAUACGUUAACCAUACUCAUGGCAUCUGUGAGGAUGGGGAUGACUCCGCCGAAGUUUUCUACAAACAUCGUGCCUUUCUACUCUCUCGAAUGCUCAAGGGCGAGGAAGGCGUGCAAUGGACUAACACGAGUAUCUUUGAGCAUCUGUGUGAUAAAUUUCCAGAGGACUAUGAACAGAUUAAAGCCCUACAAGAACCGCCUGAGAACGAUCAAUAUGCAGAAAAAGAUCAAGAGGACGAUGUGAAGCCGGAAUCGAAGGCCCAUUCGCUGGAUCCGACUGCGGUCCCCAAAACCCAGGCAGAUACGGUAUAUCAAGUGAUCCUUGGCUUAAAAGAGGCGGGACAUUUGGCGAAGCGACAGCUGAACCUUCACCUUGUCGCCUCGACGUUGGUAGAGCGCUAUGAGAUCGGUAGUGUCGAGUAUGCACAGGACAUGAUAGCCUCCAGGGCCGAUACUAUCCUGGGGUUAAUGGAUGAUGCGAAGACGUCGAACUUCGAUUGGUCUCGCAAGGUUAUCUACCGAGAAUUGAAGGCUGCAGCGAAGAAAAACGGCCUGCAGCAUGUAACCCUCACUCCACUGCGGCCUCGAUCUUCGGACGACGCAGAGUCCGAAGAAGACAGCGACAAUGAAGAAGACCAACCUAAGCAACGAAAACGGCGCGUCCGCAAGUCGGUGUUGCGACCCAAAAGCUCUGUCGCGACAAAGCAAACCGGCAAGCGAACAAGACACAUCGCAACCGAGGAAGAAGAUCUAUCGGAUGACAACCCGGAUGCAAUGGAAGAGUUUGCCACGCCGAGCAAAGUUCGUGGCCACGAUCUCAUCCGGGAUCCUCUAUCGACGCGUACAAAACGCAGGACUCGCUCAAUCCUGUCUGACUCCGAGUCAAAUUCAUUCCAAAAGACACCGCUGCAGGACACUCUUCAGAGUCGAAACAAUUCUGUCUCCCUCGCUGACCAAGACCCCUCCGAUGCGGAUGCUCCCAAAGGCGACCACGACGGCGUAUCAUCUGAUACAUGGAUGUGCCAGAUUCGAGGCUGCGGGAAAGUCGUGUACAAAAGCAGCACGAAACGAGGAAAAGAGAUGAUCCAAGACCACUCAUUGGCUCAUGCCGAUGACACAAAAGCCAAAGUCGACCUAGUCUUUGCUGAACACCGACUCAACAUUGGCGUCCGCGUCGAUCAUCUCCUCAGCCAUAUCCAAGGGAUAGGAACCCUUGACGGACUUCCCGACAUAAACGGAGGGCCUAGCGAGACCAAUGGCACGGCCGGUAUAGGGGCAUAA
Molecule: messenger RNA, 1749 nt
Organism: Aspergillus tanneri
Lineage: Eukaryota; Fungi; Ascomycota; Eurotiomycetes; Eurotiales; Aspergillaceae
Exons: 4
Coding region: 1-1749 (582 amino acids)
Source: RefSeq, a predicted model, not a curated record